Molecule: messenger RNA, 855 nt
Organism: Schistosoma mattheei
Lineage: Eukaryota; Metazoa; Platyhelminthes; Trematoda; Strigeidida; Schistosomatidae
Source: the annotation of a GenBank genome assembly
UAUACAGACAGAUUUGAAUAAAUGUGGUAAUUCGAAUCUUUUAUAUUCGUUACAAUUAAUAACGGCAUUUUGAUCAGCAUAUGAAAUUUGUCUGCAUAUUUUUCUCGUGUUUCCUAUCAUCUUAAAUGAUUUACAAUUUCAAUAUAAAAAUGUUACAUCUCUUUCUCAUUCUACUUUUAUUGAUUUUCACAUCACCAGGUUUAGGUCAUCGUUGUUAUGUGUGUAGUAAGUGUCAAGACCCUUUCAGAUAUCAGGAUACUGAGAAACAAACUGGUUGUACCUUCUGUUCAACAAUAAGAACAUAUGUACAAGAUAAACUACAAGUGACCAGUCGUAGUUGUGUUCCGGUUUGCGUUGAAGCUGAUGCUAGGAGAUCCGGGUCAGGAAUUGUUACAUCGUGUUGUCAAGACGAUUUAUGCAAUUCUAGUAGAAAAACACAAAUAUCCAUGACUGUAAUCUUAUCUUCAUUACUUUUCAUACUACCAUUGUUAUCAACUUACUUUUAAUAAAAAAUAAACUGAUACUUCUUGCCCAUUGCACUUAUCAUGAAAAGUUUGAUUAUCGUAUAUAUUGCUUCCAAAUAAUUAUAGAAUUUAUACUUUAUUUAUUAUGACUUAAUUAUGCUUCAUUCACACCAUCAUUUAUUCUUCAGUAAUAAAAUAUUUAUUAUUAGAAGGCAAUUUUUUGUUAUGAUGUGGUAAUGAUAACACAUAUCGAUCAUAUUAUUAAACUGUCCCAGUCGACAAUGAAUCUAAUUUUGAUAAGUUAUAUAAACUUUGAGUAAUUAACUUGUUCAUUUUAUUAUUAUCAUUGCAUCUAAGCUGAUUUGAUUUCAAAUAAAUUAGUUAAUAAAUG